UUAUCAGUUUGGAGGGGCGUAGAAAGGAGGCCAUAUUGUACAGUUAAAUUGAAAGAACGAAAAUAAUUAUAUCAUCGUGCUUGUUUCGUUCCGAAUUUUUAUCGUACAUAUCUACGAAUUUGUUGUGAAUAAAGCAACAGUGUAUUGAAUCUGUUUUAAGGCUUUUAAGAUUUCUUUUUAUAAAUAACUAUAAGUUAUAGUGGUGUAUUUCGAUAUCUAGGUACCGUCCGUCAAUCUACUAAAGGGGUUUAUAGCUCCAGACGAGAUGGGCACUCGGGAUGAUGAAUACGAUUAUUUAUUUAAAGUUGUUCUUAUUGGUGAUUCUGGUGUAGGAAAAAGUAAUCUUUUAUCGAGAUUUACAAGAAAUGAAUUUAAUUUAGAAUCAAAAUCAACCAUAGGAGUUGAAUUUGCUACACGCAGUAUACAAGUAGAUGGAAAAACUAUAAAAGCUCAAAUUUGGGACACAGCAGGACAAGAACGUUAUCGUGCUAUUACAUCUGCGUACUAUCGUGGUGCAGUUGGAGCUCUAUUGGUAUAUGAUAUAGCAAAGCAUUUGACAUAUGAAAAUGUUGAAAGAUGGUUACGAGAAUUACGGGAUCAUGCUGAUCAAAACAUUGUCAUUAUGUUGGUGGGAAACAAGUCUGAUUUAAGGCAUCUACGUGCAGUUCCAACUGAUGAGGCAAAAGCAUUUGCAGAGAAAAAUGGUCUCUCUUUCAUUGAAACUUCUGCUUUAGAUUCUACGAAUGUUGAAACAGCAUUUCAAAAUAUAUUAACAGAAAUCUACAGAAUCGUAUCGCAGAAACAGAUACGUGAUCCACCUGAAGGUGAUACAAUCCGGCCACAGAAUGUAGAACCCAUUGACGUGAAACCGACAAUGAAUUCAGAAGGAAUGCGUAAGCAGUGCUGCCAGUGACUCAUCUUGUUGCUUAAAAUAAGGACAUACAAAGAGGCAGAAGCAAAAAGAAAAGUGGUCGCCGGUAAACGUAACAGGUGCAAACAGUACAAGAAUCAAGACUAUUUACAAAUAUAAGUACACAUAAUUAAAGGUUUCCCAAAUAAUCCGGCGUUCUAAAUACAGAAUAGACUGUUCUCUAAUUAUCGCUUGAAAUUGUCGUUGGAAACGAAUAAUAAUAGUAGUACUUAAAAAAAAAA
Messenger RNA from Apis mellifera (honey bee), 1152 nucleotides. It is a transcript of the gene Rab11, whose product is annotated as ras-related protein Rab-11A. The record is from RefSeq and is a predicted model, not a curated record. The transcript is spliced from 5 exons. Gene Ontology annotation, biological process: exocytosis. Gene Ontology annotation, cellular component: recycling endosome. Bases 266 to 913 code for a protein of 215 amino acids. NCBI's taxonomy places the organism in Eukaryota, Metazoa, Arthropoda, Insecta, Hymenoptera, Apidae. Gene Ontology annotation, molecular function: GTPase activity; GTP binding.